Molecule: messenger RNA, 2091 nt
Organism: Branchiostoma belcheri (Belcher's lancelet)
Lineage: Eukaryota; Metazoa; Chordata; Leptocardii; Amphioxiformes; Branchiostomatidae
Product: UPF0676 protein C1494.01-like
Exons: 3
Coding region: 227-1147 (306 amino acids)
Molecular function (GO): dioxygenase activity
Source: RefSeq, a predicted model, not a curated record
AUCUGCUUUGAGAUUAGUCGCACAACGCCCAUUGGUUCCCUGAGCUACAGAAGACUUGUCUGAUUGGUCAACGCCACGAACUUAAGGUGGGGAGGGGGGCAGGACGUGGCAGGGUCAUUUCAGGUGAAAAACAACAAGAUUAGACUGAGGGCACUUUGAUCAAGACAGGCACAGUGUCAGGCAUUAGGACCACAGCUAGGCAUUCGGACUUGGUAACAGGUACAGAAUGGAGUGUCCCAUCCCUGUGGUAGACUUCCUGCCCUACAGCCUGGUGAACCACUGUGCCGAUGAUGACCAGCUGGCAGCCCUGGCCGGCCAGCUCAUCCACGCCUUCAGCACCACUGGGUUUGUCUACCUGUGGCACCACGGCAUUCCUGCAGCUCAGAUCGAGCGAGUUUUUCAAGUAUCAGAGAAGUUCUUCGCCCUUCCCAAGGACACCAAGGAAAAGUACGCUCGCCCGGUGGACAACAACCACGGUUGGGUGACCCUGGAACGCGAGAGCCUCAACCCGUCACGCCCAGGUGACCUCAAGGAAGCCUUCAACGUAACGUGGGUGGAAAAUCCACCAGCAUGGCCAAUGGCGGAGCUCCCAGAGUUCAGAGACACCGUGCUAGACUUCUACGACAAGUGUAGAAAGCUUAGCCUGCACAUUCUGGAGCUAGUAGCCAGGGGUCUGCAUGUGAAGGACGUGAAGGGGUUUGUCGACUCCCACAAGUUGAUGGGUUCGGGGCCGAACGCGACGGCGCUGCGUCUACUCCACUACCCUCCGGUUCCCGUGGAGACCAAGCCCGACCAGGUCCGCUGCGGCGAGCACUCGGACUACGGUUCCAUCACGCUGCUGUUCCAGGACAAGGUCCCAGGCCUGGAGGUCCGCAACAGGGACGGGGUCUACGUCCAGGCACCCAUCAUCGAGAACGCCGUGCUGGUCAACAUCGGAGACCUGAUGCAGCGCUGGACGUCGGACCGCCUGGUGUCCACCAAGCACCGCGUCCUGCUGCCGACAGACCGCGGACAGAUGCGCCAGUCCCUUGCGUUCUUUGUCCACCCCGACGACGAGGUCAUGAUCUCGUGUCUCGACGGGUCCAAUAAGUAUGAAGCCAUCACAGCAAAGGGGUAUCUGGAGCAGAGAUUUGCAGCUACUUAUUAGACCAGGUCCGUCUUUAAGUCACAAUUGUGAGAUGUGAAAAACAUUAACCCUUCACGUGCUAAGGUGGUCUUUUGGUUAACCAAUUACAGCAAAGUGGUAUAUUGAGGAACGGUUUGCAGAUACUUAUUAGGCCAGGAGGACUGUUUAAGUCACAAUCAUGAGAUGUUAAAAACAUUAACCCUUCACCUGCUGGGGUGGUCUUUUGGGUUAACCCAUCACAGCAAAGGGGUACCUUGAGCAGAGGUUUGCAGCUACUUAUUAUAUAUAUAUAUUAGGCCAGUCAGAAUCAUGAAAUGAUAAAACAUUAACCCUUCCCCUUGCCGAGGUGGUCUUUUGGGUUUACCCAAUUUGUAUUGGAAGUACAAAAUUAGGCAGCAGUUGAAUAAAAGGAAAGAAAGCAGGUUUGAAAACCCAGGAUUAUACAUACUAGCCAUUGAAAUGUGAUUAUCAACAAAAAUAUAGUUUAACCUUAAUUAAGGUUUUUAAGACAUUACUCUAUGUUAUUGGUCUAUAUCUAUAACUAUAAGCCAGUCUGAUUGGUUAUAGGAUUUAAUUAGGAUAGAUUUUAGUACUGUUGCACAGAAGUCGUCGACAAGGGUCCAAAAAUUAUUUUCUAGUGAGAAAUGAAUACAUUAGUGUAGAAUGUAAAAUACAUGUACAUUGUACACAUGAUACAGGGCUAUAGGGAAUGUAAUGGCACAGUACAUUGUAAAGCUUGUAUAUAAAUCACCUCAAGUCCAAAACAUUUACAACAGCACACUUUCCUUUGUCUACUGUCUUUCAAUGAUACAGUCAAGAAGACCACUCAGGGGACCAAUGAAAUCUGGUUAGGCCACAGCAAUUAAAUUUUAUGGAACACAUCCACUGCAGGCUCCAAAUUAAAUGCGAGCGGGCGAAAAAAAAACAAGGCAGGCAGAAAAAACAAGGUUCGUACAUUUUCAAAU